AUGCAGCUCACGAGGUUUAAGUGUGGCGGAACGUCAGUGGGCCUAAGUUGGGCCCAUGUUCUUGGAGAUGCGUUCUCAGUUGCAGAAUUCAUGGACACGUGGAGUAAAGUGGCCGCGGGUCAUCAGCUAGCCCAGCCCAUCAACUUAGCCCAACCAGUCAUCAAGAGUCCAGAUUCUCAAAGCCCGCCCAAAAUUGAUCAGGAAUUGAUUUCUGUGAAACGAGUGGGCCCAAUUGGAGAUCACUGGAUCACUACUAAUGCCUGCAAAAUGGAAACAUUUUCAUUCCACGUUAGUCCCUCACAAUUGAACGACUUACAUUCUAAUAUAAGCGGCAAGAAGGGCAGUAGUGGAAUUUCACCAUUUGACUCUCUUUGUGCUAUCAUUUGGCAAAGUGUUGCCAAGGUUAGAGAUGGGACUGAGCCCAAAGUAGUGACAAUUUACCGGAAGGAUCCAAAUAUGCAGAAAUAUGGAAUUGUGAGCAACAGUCAAGUUAUAAGCUCGGUUAUGGCGGGUUAUUCCAUAAGGGAUGCAGACCCUAUGGAACUAGCUGCAUUGAUAAAAAAUCAAGCUGUCGACGAGCGGAAAAAGAUUCAAGAAGCAAUGGAGAGAGAUCGUGGAUUGUCCGAUUUUAUCAUGUACGGGGCAAACUUGACUUUCGUGAAUUUAGAGGAGACAGAUUUUUAUGGAUUCGAAAUGAAGGGAGAAAAACCUAUCUUUGUGAGCUAUACCAUUGAUGGUGUAGGCGACGAGGGGUUGGUUUUGGUGCAACCGGGACCGAUAAAUGCAGGCAAGGAUGGUAGUGCAGGACGGAUUGUGACCAUAACAGUGCCAGAGAAUGAGGUUUUGGAGCUGAAAUCUGAGCUUGAAACAGAAUGGUCUAUUGCUUGAAAGAAUUCUUAGAGAAAAGCAUAGUGUGAUCAGUGGCUUAGUAUGUGGUAUGGAAACUUUUGGGCUCAUAUGGAGGAGUGGACUAGGCAAGGCAGUGGGCCUGGCCUCUUUUAAUAAAUAUCAAUGGCGUUUUAUGUGUGGGUACAAUUUUUUUAGAUUUAUUUGAGAAGAAGUGUACGGAUAAAUAUUUUACUCUAUUAAGUUCAAUUUUAAUAAAAUAUCUUGUGAUUAGGUAUAAAAUUCAAAUGACAUUUGAAUUUUUUUGCUUACUUAUCAUUCCUUAAUUUAUGCAUUAUUUUAAUUC
Messenger RNA from Ilex paraguariensis (yerba mate), 1192 nucleotides. NCBI's taxonomy places the organism in Eukaryota, Viridiplantae, Streptophyta, Magnoliopsida, Aquifoliales, Aquifoliaceae. The record is from the annotation of a GenBank genome assembly.